AUGAGCUUCAGGCAGCUCGUCAGAGCAUUCAGCACCUCAUGUAGGAAGUUGUCUGUGACCGGAGACCGAGUUCUCCUCGACUCUCUACUGAAGAACCCCGAACUCGAUCCGCAGGACGCCAGGAACGAGCUGCGAUGGAUGAGGCAAUCGUUAUCGCCUUCCCUAUCGCUGUCAUCACGAGACACCGAGCUGGCAUCAAUGGUCAAGCGCCGAGCUGCAGGGAAUACCGAUUUUGGACCUCUGGAGCUACUCUGCCGAGCGCCAACUCUCAUUCCGCGGCCGGAAACAGCCUUUAUCGUCGAGCACUUGGCUGAACGGCUUCUGGACGCUAAGCGGAAGCGUUACAUCGAACGGCCGCUGCGAGUCCUGGACCUCUGCACCGGUUCUGGGUGUAUUCCACUGUUGCUAUCACACUUGCUGCAAGACACUCUGCACGUCGCCCAUGGUGUCGACAUCAGUCCCGAGGCUAUCGAGCUCUCAGAAGCCAACAAGCAACUUGUGUCGUGCGACAAUGUCUACUUUCACCAGUCGGACAUUCUCUCCCCCGAUUUCGUGGACCAUAUUCGGAACGAUACUGGCCUCGAGCACUUCGACCUCAUCACUUCGAAUCCUCCCUACAUUCCGGCGGACGUCUGGGCUCAGCUGCCGCAAUCGGUUCGAGACUACGAGGACUCUCGUGCUCUCGUAGGUGGAUCUGUACCUGGGGUAGGAGAUGGUGUUCAGUUCUAUGGUUGCAUCGCCAAGCUCGCGGAUCAACUUCUGGAGCCCGCCAGCGGUGAAUUCCCCCAGAUCGCAGUGGAGAUCGGUGAGACGCAAGCGGCAGAAGUUUCGUCGCUCCUGCCUGCCGCUCACCGCCGUUCCUCUCGCCUAACUUUGGUCCACAAAAGUCCAACCCCCAGCUGCAUCGUCUUCCCAUUCCCUCCGCUCGUCGGUUACACCAGAGCUCUCAACGCUCUCACUUUGCUCAAAAUGCCCGGACCUGGCCCGCUGGCACACCAGGUCCUAGUCUACGCUGGGCCUGGCAUCUCCCCCCUCUCGCUCUCCUACACUCUCCUUACACUUUCCCUCGUUCUUCGACCCAACUACACGGUGCAGCAGGUUGCCGCCGAUGUUCUGAAGGGAGAGCCUUGGGAGCCCAACACGGCUAUGCUAGUCAUUCCAGGCGGCCGCGAUCUUCCCUACGUCGACGAGCUUUCCACCCGCUCGAACGUUACUCGCCGCAUCCAGGACUACGUCCGCAACGGAGGAAGGUACCUGGGCAUUUGCGCCGGGGCUUACUUCGGCUCCGCCGAUUGCAAGUUCGACAUCGGUGGCCGCCACGAAGUGGUAGGCAAACGUGAUCUCGGUUUCGACUACGGGUCGGAGCAAGGCGCCCAUGCCAUCAGCCUCAACGUUGAAGGCGGCAAGUCUCUGCUCGAGCUCCUCUACACUAACGGUGGGGGCCACUUCAUCAUGCCGUCGCCCGCCCCCUCCAAUGUCGAAGUCGUGGCGCGCUACGCGGAGCCUCCCGCGGAAUCCGAUGUGGCAGCCGUCCUCAUUUCUGAGGGCAAGGGCAAGGCUCUGCUGAGCUCUGUUCACUUCGAGUAUCCCCUGGAAGACCCGCCCGCUCGCGACGCCAUCCAAAAGCUUGAUGUUGUUCCCCCUCCCGAAUUCAUCGAGGAGUGCGAGAAGGCUCGCUUGCAGUGGGUUCGCCAGCUUUUGUCGUCGAUGGAACUCAACGUCCCGGCUCGCGCCGGUGACGGCGAAGUCAAGGACGGCGAGGAGGACCCCCACCUUCUCCUGAACCCCACCCACCCCGGACCGAUCUUCACGUUCUCGCACCCCAAGCUCCCCGAGCUCGCCACUGGCAUUUUCUCCGCCCCGUCGAUUCAGAAGAAGGUUGAGCCUGCGAAGGAUGGUUUCGAGCAGUUUGUCGACGGCAAUGACACGUUCGUGUAUGGCCCAACCGACGCGGUCGGCGACGUUCCUGCUUUCCUGUCAAAAGCGCGUCGCACGGAGCCCAAGCACGAGCCCAAGAUGGAGGACCUCUCCAUUGGCGACCAGCCUCCCCUCCCCAAGCCGAUGGACUUCAAGGACAUUCCAAAACUUGUCCUCCUGCCGGGCAAGGAGCAGUACACCCCUGAGUGGACGCCCCUGUUCAACUUCGAGACCUACUGGGCUGAGCUCGACCAGGCUCGCAAGGAGGCCGGUCGCCGCACUGGCGUCAUGCGCACGGAUGAGCUCAGCAAGGGACGGACUGGCGAGCGUAGCUCGGUCGGGGACGUGCUUUUCUACGGCGAGGCGGUGACGAGCACGCAGACCAUGUUGGACCGCAACCCGAUCCUUCUGAACGGCAUCAAGACUCCGCACGCAUUCCUCGCCUCGUUCCAGCUGUCUGGUCGCGGCCGCGGUGGCAACGCUUGGCUGACGCCUGUCGGCUGCCUGCCCUUCACUCUCAUGCUCUCGAUGCCGCAGAGCAUGGUCAACAAGCUCAUCUUCGUCCAGUACCUUGCUGCGCUUGCGAUCGCCGAGGCGCUUGACCCUGACGGACGCCUGGGUGUUCGUAUCAAGUGGCCCAACGACGUCUACGCCCACGUCGAGGGUGUUGGCGGUACCGAGGUUGGCGGCGGCAAGAAGGGUCUUGCCAAGAUCGCUGGUAUCCUCGUCAACACGAACUACAUGAACGGCCAGUGGCGCGUGCUCGUCGGCUGCGGUAUCAACGUCCUGAACGCCCUGCCGACGACGAGCAUCUCGCAGAUGCACGACCUUCUGCGUGAGCGCCUCACAAAGUUCGGUCAGAGCGGUGACCUUCCUCCCGCGCCGACAAUGGAGCGCGUAUUCGCGCGCAUCAUGCAGUCGUUCGAGCAGAAGUGGGAGCAGUUCCUCAACGACGGGGGCUUCGACAGCUUCAUGGACGAGUACAAGAGCCGCUGGCUGCACCAGGACCAGGAGGUCACUCUCACGACGGUGACGCCGCACCAGAAGCUGCGUAUCGUUGGCAUCACACCGGACCAGGGUCUGCUGCGCUGUGUGCCCAUCGAGGAUACCAAGCUCACGCCCCUCUACCAGCGCUCUGUCGACGGUUACGCCGACCGCACGGGCAACGGCACGAGCGGCGAGUUCGUCGACCUCCAGCCCGACGGAAACAGCUUCGACCUCAUGAGCAACAUGAUCAAGAAGAAGAACUAG
Trichosporon asahii var. asahii CBS 2479 is the source of this 3168-nucleotide messenger RNA. RefSeq names its product biotin-acetyl-CoA-carboxylase ligase. The record is from RefSeq and is a predicted model, not a curated record. Gene Ontology annotation, biological process: protein modification process. The transcript has 4 exons. Gene Ontology annotation, cellular component: cytoplasm. Bases 1 to 3168 code for a protein of 1055 amino acids. Gene Ontology annotation, molecular function: biotin--[biotin carboxyl-carrier protein] ligase activity. NCBI's taxonomy places the organism in Eukaryota, Fungi, Basidiomycota, Tremellomycetes, Trichosporonales, Trichosporonaceae.